AUGCGGAAAUAUGGACGACGAAUUUCGAUGGACCUUUUACAUAUAAAUAGAAAUAAAUAAAUAUUUCGGUAAAUGUAGUCGAAGAAGUUUGUAGCUAUUAUAUGUACACAUAUGUCUGCUAAUAUCGUAUCAAAGUCACUAAGCAGGGUAAAAAACUGUAUAGAGAAUACUAUAAUUUUUUAAGUUGGUAAAAUUGUACGAUAGAAGGUAUGUUACUCUUUUGAGAUUAUCAAAAAUUCGUUUUAUUGAACUGAGUUUGAAAGUGUAUAUUUGCUUCAGUUGUUUCCAGAGUUCGUAAUGAAUGUUCAAUGAUACGAUUAAAAUUUAAAGAUCAAUAAACAUUAUGGAAACACUAUUACCAUCGGAAAUAGCUAGAUUAGUUCUUGGAUAUCUAGAAGGCCAAAGUUGUCUGGAAGCUGCGAAAGUAUUUUUGGAGACCUGUCCACAUUUACAAGAAUGUCGUACCGUAAUAUCUAAUGGGAGACGAUUUAGCACAAGAGUCAGUGGAAUGACACUGAUCGACGUUAUCGAAAAGUUUUUUGCUAUUAACGCGACAAUCCAAGAACGGCUAAGCAAAAUUACAGAUUGCGAACAAUCAAAACAUUGUGGAGAUUUACUGGAACAAUUGAAGUUUCUUAUAGAAGAAACUCGUGGGCAACGUUUCGUCGUUAAUAUAAAUGUUCCUUCACAGGCUAACUCUCAAGUAUCAAAUGGCUCCCCUAUACUAUCUAGCAGUAUUCGUAAAAGACGCCACAGUAACAGUGAUCGCGAACGAUGCAAGCGCACGAAAGUAAUGGCAAAUACAUCUCAGCAGACUGAUUCUAUCACUAGUCACGCAAACAAUUAUAACAGCAUCGAGGCAACACCGUUAGAAAGUUUACCUGGUCACAUAGGCACGAGUGAUCAAUUUAAAUGUACCAUUAACGUUGAAGAGAAAAAUCGUCAUAACUCUGUAGGAGACAAUGGAAAUGAAGGCUGCAAUAACCACCAAAAUAAUAGCAAUAGCGACAGGCAUAGUAACAAUAAUCAUGGCAUUAAUCAAGAAACGCAAAACUUCGAAGACGCCGUAACAGAUAACAGAUGCAAAUUAAACGAUGCAAAAGAUUCGUUCGUGUUUGAAAAAUGUACUGCGGCUACAAGUACGGAAGAGUUACUGAGUUAUUCGUGUGUAGAAGUUCAAACUACUCCAUACGAUACACCGGAAUCCGAAUCAGAAACUAACGACGAACCAAUUGAAAAUCUUAGUUUACUGACGAAAGAGCUAUUGAAUCGUACCGAGUUACAAGAACGAAUUGCUGAGAACAUCAACAAAGCGAUACUUCCAACGGACGCAUCAUCGAAAGAAGAGCAUUUAAACGAUGCGCCAAUGAACAGCGAAGCGAACACUUCUAUCGUAUCGGAGCUAAAUAACGCAAUUAAGUCAAUAGUGGAGGCAACGGAGUCCGAUCCCGUAUUCGAAAAAUUUCUCGACGAAAUGAUCGGAUCGCAAAUAGAAACGGACACGAGUCCUGACGAAGAGAUGGAAUCCAAUAGACAGAAACCGAAAUUAACCACGAAUGAAUUGGAAGAGAAACAUGUUGAAAUUUGUUGGACGAAUAACGGGUCAGUAGAAUCUGUAACGUCGGAUAUAAAAUUAUCCGACGAGACAGAUGCACGUACGACGGAAGUACCGUUAAAGCACAGACUACGUAGUUCGUCCAGGCAACAUAAUGCUCGGAUCGAAGAAGAUCAACGGGAUCAAGGGAAAGAAGAUAACGCGUUGGAAGAUCAGAAUGCUGCCGCGGUAUUGAGUAUAAUAAACGCAAAUAUUACAAAUAAAUGUACAACGAUGUAUGACGAGAAAAGCACAGAUAACAGGAAAGAAGUUCGUAGCGCAUCCGUGGAUACGGACGAAAAGAAGACCGUCGAGAUCGGAAGUUUGUCCGAAAAAUCGUCGAGGUUUGAAGUUUGUCCCGAGGAAAGUAGAGAAGGAGAAAAAGAAAAAUCGACGAAAGUCGAGAGCCGGCGUGGUGCUCAAGAUUACAAGACUGUAGCGACAAUCGGAAAUAACGAUACGGCCGAGUCAAAGGCGAAAAAAUUAUCGGUAAAGAAAGGCAAGCCAGUAAAAUCUAAGGAGGAAACGAUGAACAGCGCGAACAGCAAUAAAUCCGAGCAUCUAGAUAUAACAACGGUGCCGACGUUAAUAAUGUGUUCAAAAGAAGAAAUAAGCAAUAUAAUGUGUACAAGUAUGGCGUAUCCAGCUGCGCGUUCCAUAACGUCCGGCAGAAAUUCGCGAUUCGUACCAAUCGUUCCAAAAGGUCCAACAAAUAAAAUCGGCAAAGAAGAUGUUGUGGAAACGCUGUAUUUAAAAACCGUAAACGUUGCUCGAAAAGUACCUGCAUCAACGUUGUCGACAUCGUUGACAACAUUGGCUCCGAUAACACCGUUCACACCUUUCGCUCCAUUCACAUCGUUCGCACCGUUCACACCACUGACAUCGUUAACAUCGUUGACGCAACGUGGAACGCAACAAGUAGUCGAUAAACAAGAUAAAACAGCAACCAACGAAACAAAAGGUACGCCGACUCGGACCGUUAGCAACGUGGUGGGUAGUUCGGUCACGAGUUCGGCCGUUUUGGGCAACGAUGACGCUAAUAAAAUAGUAAUCGGAGAAUCGAUCACCCUCUACAGCAACGAAAAUAGCGCGAAAACGUUACUGGAUAGUUCGAAUAUGCCUACGAUAAACAUAGAGGAUAACGUUAGUUUGUCAGGCUCUGGACUAUCGCCAUACAUAAAAUUUAAUUGUAGCAAGAACAACGAAAACCAAAGUUUAUCAGACAUCGACUUGACACCCGUUGUACAAACUAGCGAAAAAGUCGUAGCUUCGGUAAAAAACGAUAUCAUUAUCGGGCAACAACCUUCAGCGCGCAACAGUGUUGGCGAACGCGGCAUCAUUAACAAACGCACUCCGAGGUCCUUGUUGAAAAGCAGAACAAAAAAUUAUAGACUUAGUUUAUCUACGCCUAGACGGAGAAAUAAUCAUAUAAGAGUUCUUGAUUUUAAUACACCGACAAAGGUAGCGUCUGCAUCGGCGGCAACAGCUACGAUCACAGCUACCGGUGCCAUCGAUGGUACAAUUAGCGACAACGAAAAUGCCUCGAAACAGCUUAAAGCCGUGCGUAGGACUUGUCUGUUCAAAUCUCCGCCGUUUUCCGAUUGCGCGAUGGCGAUGCACGAUACCGCAAUAUGUCCGUUAAAAGCAAGUCAGCCUUCGUAUAAAGUAAGCGAAGCUACGACGAAACAUUCUCUGUCGAAGGUUACAAACGUUUGGGAAAAAUCUGAGGAAAGCGGAGCUUUAACCGACGAUGUUCGUACACGCGAGACCGAUGCGAGCAUUUCCUCCGAACCCGAAUUAAAAUCAACGAAAGCCACGAAGAAUACAUGGGACGCGGACUUGCGAAAAUGUUUACGAGCAACGAGCGCGGAGAACGAUCGUCGGGGAACAAGCGUAUCGUCCAAGGUUGGACAAACGGCAGAAUACGCGAAACGAGAUAAGAGCCUGGCUUCAAAGAAGGAAAAAUGGAAAUCGCGAGUAUCAUCGAAAGGGAAAAUUGGUAGAAACACCUCAAGAAAAGAGGCAGUCAUCGAUUCGAAGAAAAAACAAACGGUCGAAGAAGAAGAGCGAAAAAUAACAAAACUAUCGAUGGAAGAAAUACGAAAUAACGUUGCGUUGUUAACGGAUGAAAAUUUGUCGAUUACGCCCGUUGAUCGGACCGAUACGAUUGACGUUGAUGUUGACACCGAUGAUACGAAAACGAACGAUCUUUCCGCACGGGAUAAGUUAUUUAACUUGCAAAAGGGUAAAUCCGAUUCAACGGCGAUAAGAACAACGGCCAACAGUACGGCUGCAAUAGAAACGAUAACAGCAACAACAAGAACAAGAACAACAACGACGACGACGACUAUGACGACUUCGACGACAAUAACGACAACGACAAGAGCAGUCGAUGAUUCGAAAAUUGAAAAGAGAGAAGCAAAAAAGUAUGUUCAGUUGACAACGUUAAAAACGAAUCUGAAUAGAUGUAACGCGGAAAAUAACGUAACGUCGAUGGAUGAUGCACGAUUCUUGGAAUUGACAAAAACAUGCACAGACGUUUCCCGACAAUUAUUAGAAAUACCUAAUUUGAUCGAACUGGAAACUCCAAGGAAAUUAGAGAAUUAUGAUGUUCCACCAACGCCUAGAUUACUUAGCCCUAGCAGCAGUACAACUCCGUUCGUUAAAAUGAACGAAGACUCGAACAAAAUACGUAAUAUUAUAAACACUCCGGAAUUUCCAACAACACCUUGUAUAGCUUUAACUCCGAAACACUUGGAAGAAACGAUGACCGAUGACCCGAAGAAAGAAACUUUCGAUCGCUGUUCACCCUAUUACAAACCCACUUUCGAAGAAAACGAACAUUCAGAAAAAUUAUCGAAACCAAAAUUGACGAAAGGUUCGCAAAAGUCUCCGCAGUGCGUGAAACCUCGUGAUCUCGUUGUCGCGCUCGGAACGCAGUUUCCCCCGAAAUUAGAAAUAACGCAGUUCGAAGUGAUCAAAGAAAAUUUACCUAAAGAACAAGCGAUCAGAGAGCUUAAAAUAUCAGCCAAUUCUCGAGAUUCGAUUUCAACGACAGCGUCAAUUCAUCGGACAAAAUGUAAGAAAGCCGAUCAUCGCUUAAAAAACGAAGUUUCGGAGUGUACAGAUAAAACAGAACGUAUCCAAGCGGACGAGCGUUCCACGAAAAUAACCGGCAACGAAAAAUAUUUGCUCAAUGGCGAAGAAUCGAACGACAGCGAUGCUUCGUCCUCGUCCUCUUCUUCCUCAUCCUCGUCAUCUUCGUCGUCAUCGUCGUCUUCCUCGUCGUCGUCGUCGUCGUCUUCGUCAGCGUCGUCAUCACCGUCGUCGUUAUCACCCUCGUCCGGUUUCCCGAAUUCCAGGGUAACGAACACCUCGGAGAAAUCAUCGUCGAACAAAAAAUAUAAAAACAUUUCGAAAGAAAUUUCCACCAAAACGAGUCACGACAGUUCGACGCGCAAAAUCAUCGGUAUGCGCGUGAAAGAAACUACGAAUACGGAAUAUUCGGUAACUUCAGGAAAUACUUCAACGAAAUUAACGAUCAGAUCAACGAACGUGUCGCACGUUAAUCCUACCGAGGAAGCAACCAUCGUUUCGAGAAAAUGCGAAUCUUCGCCGUUAAAAGUGUUUCCAGUAAUGGCAAGCGAAAACGAAGGAACGGAAGAGCUGGGGGAAUCGCGAAACGACGCGAAAGAAACUCCAGCCAAAAAUGAGAUUUUAAUCAACGAAGCGGAUAUUUCCGAGACUCCUAGCAGUUCUAAGGCUGGCGUAGAAAACUUGACUAAUUUGUCCUCGAAAAUAUCCGCGUUCAUUGAUUCGGAGAGUCAGAAGAAAGAUUCCUACAUAGGAAAUUCUACGACGAUAAACUACAAGCGAAAGACAAAAGUAGUAAACGCGCAGCGAAUCGUUAAAUCCGCAAAAUCGGUCAAACAAUUUUCUUCGUUACAAAAACAACAAAAACAGCAACGACAAAAGUGUCUGGGCAUAGACGAGAAAUUAAUUGUUCAAUUAGAAGCGAAGCGUCAACGUAUGAUCGCAAAGUUUCGAGAACUUCCAAAUUCUAGUCUUACCGGUAGAACAACGACUCGACGGAAACGGAUUAUUCGUAGGGGUCAAAAUAACAUUAACGUAAAACGAAAAAACGAUCGAAACGCGUGUAUCCGAAAAACCGAUGAUCCGUUUAAUGAUAGUAAACGAAAGAAGAAAAGGAAAAAGAAGAAGAUCGAGGGGUUCGAUACCGAGAACAAUAACCAUAACGAUAUCGAUGCCGCUGUUCACAACCAAAACAACAACAACAACGUUAGGAGCUGCAGCGACGACGAUACUCGCGAUGCCGGUGGUACGAGCGUAAGACAUUCGAACGUAGUAGAAUUUAAAGGGAGCGCUGAUCGAAAAGAAGACGACGAUCGGAUCGCGACUCAACGAGAUGACGCGAAAAAAGCUAUCCAUACAACUGCAGAGAAUGAUAACAACGACAUUGAGGAAAAGAAAAAAGUUGCCAUUCAUAAUGAACGAUCGAACAGUUCAUUAACGGAUAAUAAAGAUGCUAGGAAAUUGGAAGCGACGGAAAAAUUUGAUAAUUUUGUCGGCAUCAAUACCGAAGAGAAUUAUACGCGAAUCCUGAAAGAACGUAAUCUUGAUCGUAAAAUCUUGUCGAGUAAGACGAACGAUGAAACGAUUUCGAGAAAUAACGGCGUUGUUGCGAUAAAAAACGAGAAAACUCGUAACGAAGCAAAUGCAUAUCAAGCAAUGGAAUAUCCGAAUCGUAGUGGUAAAACGAAUGCCGUAUCUAAGUCGAAAGUCGAUCAGGUAAAACGAGAUUUAUUUAGCGACGAAGAGAACGAUCGCGAAACGAAGUUCUCGCUUAACCAGAACGAGUCUAGGAACGAGUCCGAUCUAUCGAAUACUAAAGAUUUAUCGCAUGUUCUUCAAUGUUUGCAACUUGUUCCUGCAUGCAAAACCGAUCACCCGGACAAACUCGAACCAAAGGAGCACGAGGGUAAUCGUAAAACGGAUUUCAACGUGGCCCUACCGAACUCGGUAGAGUAUCAUUUUCUCUACGACGAUGGUGCUUCGUUGAAAAAAAGAAGACGAAGAUACAGCGCCCACGAAUUUCAAAUUAAUAUAGUUUUAAAUGAUCAAAAUAACGACGAAUGCGUUAAAGUAUGGACAGCCACAGAUUACGAAGAAAUAUUUAAUAUACCGCCGAAAUCGAAAAAGAAAUUACCGAGUAGAAAGUCGCCCUUUAGGAACGAAAAUCAUCGUGAAAUAUUCGAUCGAACGUCCGUCGAUGCUUCAACCGUAACUAGUAUACGCGCUAAACCACUCGCCACUUCGUCUCCUAUCGACAAGCCGUUAUUCUCGAAAACGAACAAUCUUGCUGCCACUGUUACCUCCAUAAUCACUGCUACCGCUACUGCAAUUACCACCAUUACCGGUACCGUCACCACCACCACCACCACCACCGCCACCGCUAUUGCCACCACCACUAUCAUCACCGAUACUGAUAUUACUGCUGGAACUUGUACGAUCACCGAAAGAGACAAGAUUAUUCAACGUGAGAACGACAAGCGUGCGAAAAUAGAAAAAACUCCAGAAAUUAUCAAAGAUGUCCCGAUUGUAAAACAUCAAAAGUCUAUGUUUACGGAUUCUAAAGAAAGUAAGCAGAUCGAGAAACGGCAACAUCUAACCGAUCCUCAGACAUUAUUGAAUAACUUGGAUUUAGAUAAAUUCUUAACGUCUGUACAUGGACCAGCUUAAACGUCAUUCUAAUUAACUGAUCUUAUUUGCGCGCGUAUAAUGAUUUACGCGGAUGUUCUGACAUACUUGUCGUACUUGUUUAGAAAUAAACAUACAAGAUUGUUAUUA
This is a messenger RNA of Megachile rotundata (alfalfa leafcutting bee), 7462 nucleotides long. RefSeq lists its product as uncharacterized. NCBI's taxonomy places the organism in Eukaryota, Metazoa, Arthropoda, Insecta, Hymenoptera, Megachilidae. The record is from RefSeq and is a predicted model, not a curated record.